This is a messenger RNA of Letharia lupina, 1386 nucleotides long. RefSeq lists its product as uncharacterized. The record is from RefSeq and is a predicted model, not a curated record. Gene Ontology annotation, cellular component: cytosol; cytoplasm. Lineage: Eukaryota; Fungi; Ascomycota; Lecanoromycetes; Lecanorales; Parmeliaceae. Gene Ontology annotation, molecular function: glutamate 5-kinase activity; ATP binding; RNA binding. Bases 1 to 1386 code for a protein of 461 amino acids. The transcript has 5 exons.
AUGAAGGGCCACAAACAUCUCACCAUUGUGAUCAAACUGGGCUCGAGCUCAAUAGUCCACGAGAAGACUCAUGAGCCCCUACUGUCUGUACUUUCCCUCAUCGUCGAGACCGCCGUCGCCCUCAUCAAAGAUGGACACCGAGUCGUCAUUGUCUCCUCUGGAGCCAUUGCGGUUGGACUACGAAGGAUGGAUGUGGAGAAGAGGCCGAAGCAUCUGCCCAGAAUACAGGCACUUGCAGCGGUAGGGCAAUGUCGUCUUAUGAGCCUCUGGGAAAGCCUGUUCGCCCACCUGCGACAGCCUGUUGCUCAGAUCUUACUGACGAGGAACGACAUAGCUGAUCGGACGCAAUAUUUGAAUGCUCAAAACACGUUCACUGAGCUUCUAAACAUGGGGGUAAUUCCCAUUGUGAAUGAGAAUGAUACUCUAGCUGUCUCUGAAAUUCGACAAAUCGAGAAAUUUGGUGACAAUGACACCCUCUCCGCCAUCAGCGCAGCCAUGGUGCAAGCGGACUAUCUCUUCCUCAUGACAGAUGUGGACUGCCUCUACGACAAAAAUCCUCGGACGCACCCAGACGCUCAAGCAAUCGAAGUCGUCGAAGAUGUAUCUUCGCUCGAAGCAGACGUGUCCUCCGCCGGCUCCUCUCUAGGCACUGGUGGCAUGUCCACUAAAAUAGUCGCAGCCCGUCUUGCGACCUCCGCCGGCGUCACCACGGUCAUCACACGCUCUUCAAAUCCUGGAAACAUCGUGAACAUCGUCAACCACGUCCAAGCCCAGAAGACCGCGGAGGUCCACUCCGAACUCCCUUCGAAUCCAGCUACCCCGGCAGAAAACACCCCUCUGUCAAGUUCGAUAUCCUCGCUCCACGUCGACGCUCCUCCAACCCCACCGCUCCACACCCGCUUCCUCCCCGAUCCCUUCCCUAUCCGCGACCGCUCCUUCUGGCUCCUCCACGGCCUCGCCCCCCACGGGACCCUCUUCAUAGACCAAGGCGCCCACCGCGCCCUCGCCUCCAAAGCCGGGCUCCUCCCUGCCGGCAUCGUGGAUGUCGAGGGGCAAUUCGCACAGCAGGAAGCCGUACGGCUGGUCGUUGUGAAACGAAACCCGCCCGCAUGGUCGUCGGCGGCUCAUGGGAACGGUGUCGAUGUGGGAGGCGUGCCUGUCGAUGUGGCACCGGCGCCUAUAGAGGUAGGCAGGGCACUCGUGAAUUACUCGGCGGCGGAAAUAAUGAGGAUCAAGGGGAUGAGGAGUACGGAGAUUGGCGGGGUAUUGGGGUACGCGGACUCGGAGUAUGUGGCUUUGAGGGAGAAUGUUAGUUUGACGAAGAGGGAGAAGAGUAGACCUGUUACUCCGAGUGCGAGUUCUGGGAAUGCUGCACAAGCUAGUUAG